AUGAAGAAAUCCGGCCUCUUCGCUGCCUCUGUCGCCGCCGCAUCCGCCACCGCCGUCUCCGUUUCAUCCUCCACAAACAACUCUCAUCAUCAGGGCGGUACGGCUGAGAGAAGAGGUCGCGAUGAGGUUUCCUCGUCGGAGAAAUUUGCGCCGCGAUUCGAUGGGUUGCGUUUCAUAGAAACGCUGAUAACUGCUCAUAGAUGA
Messenger RNA from Lathyrus sativus (Indian pea), 204 nucleotides. The record is from the annotation of a GenBank genome assembly. Lineage: Eukaryota; Viridiplantae; Streptophyta; Magnoliopsida; Fabales; Fabaceae.